Molecule: messenger RNA, 6535 nt
Organism: Amblyraja radiata (thorny skate)
Lineage: Eukaryota; Metazoa; Chordata; Chondrichthyes; Rajiformes; Rajidae
Product: envoplakin
Exons: 22
Coding region: 143-6214 (2023 amino acids)
Biological process (GO): intermediate filament cytoskeleton organization; wound healing
Cellular component (GO): cytoplasm; intermediate filament; membrane
Molecular function (GO): structural molecule activity; cadherin binding
Source: RefSeq, a predicted model, not a curated record
CCCUCAAAACUGAGAACUAAUUGAGUGCUGUACUGAUUAGUGCGCACACGCACAGUCCUUGUGUGCAAGGAACACCUAUCCCAGAUUGACAAAGAUCUACGAAGAAAGCAGUGUGUAAGAACUGAUUCACAGAUCAGAAAACAUGUUCUCGAAAAAGAGCACAUUUAAGAUCUCUUCGAGCAACAAGUUAUCCGGCGAACUUCCUGUGUUGAUUGCGCAGAUGCAGAAAAAUGGUGACCAGGUGGAAAAGGACAUUCUGGACACAGAGGAAAAACUGCGGGCGGAUAAGUCCAACUAUGAAAACAACCGGGCAUUCAAAUACGAGGCUGUGAACAAUGGUAAUUUAGCGCGAUCGGAAGGACUGCUCAAGGACCUGUUCCUGGCUGCUGCCAAGACAAAAACCCUGAAACACCCGCAGGGAAAUGAGAUUGAAGUCGACGUCAAGAGAAUGCAUGAACGUUGGGUACAGCAGUGCUCAGUAUAUCGAGAUCUCUAUGAGAAGCUGAAACUGCCAAAGGCUGAUUGGUCUGAUGUCCUGGCACAGAAGCAGCAAGAGAUCAAUAAAGGUGGCUACGGACCACAGCUGCCAGAACUGGAACAGCAGGUUGCAUCCCAUAACAUCCUGAGUAGAGAAAUCGAAGCUUAUGGGCCGCAGAUCAACGGCCAGUCCAUCCCUGAUCAGGAGGGACGCAAGACUGUUCAGAAUCAAUAUAAAAACCUGGUGGACUCCUCCAAGCUACGUGAGCACCAACUGGACGGUCUCUAUGGCUACGUGCAGGAUUGCACCAAGCAGCUCGUGUUCAUGAGUGAUCAACAGGAGAAGAUCCAGAAGCAGGACUGGAGUGACCGGCAGUUGGAGCCUGAGGAAGUACGCAAGCAAUACGAGAGUUUUAAAGAAAAUGGGCUGUUGUCUGAAGAAGAAGCUGUCAACAGAAUUCAGGAUGAUGGAGAGCGCCUGAUAAAACUGAAGCACCCAGGCAGCCCUGCAAUUGAAGCUCACAAGGAUGCAGUCAAAAAUGAAUGGCAGCAGUUUCUGAAUCUCUGCAUCUGCCAGGAGGCACACCUGAAGAAUGUGGAGGAUUACAGAAAGUUUCAGUUCGACGCAGACACUCUCAAUCAGUCCAUCAAAAAGCACAAUACAGAGCUGGACAGUAAGUUCUCCAAGUACAAGGACAAUCCUCGGACCAUGUCUGAUCUGCUUCAACAGUUUGGGGAUGAUGAGAAAAAUAUUAUCCAAAUGGACAAAGAGAUGAAUGACCUGAAGAGGCGGAGCCAGCAGGUCAUGCCACUGAAAGCUCGGCGCACUCUCGUUUCCAAACCCUUCCCAAUGGCUGCCUUGUGUGACUGGGACGAUGGAGAGAAUGAAGUCAGCCGCGGCGAGAAGCUAACACUCCAGAACAAUGAUGACCCUGAGUACUGGAUUGUGAAGAACAGUGCGAAAGAGACCAAACGUGUCCCUUCAGUCUGCUUCAACAUCCCUCCUCCUGACCCAGAGGCCAUUGCUCAAGCAAACAGAUUGGCAAAGGACUUGGAUGAUUUGAAAAGGAAGCGAUCGGACACUGAGAAUAAGUUGAAAAACCGUUACAAUGAGUUGAAGCAAACGAACCCUGCAUACCAGGGCUUCCAAGCCAAGGAGGCCAGCUUGUUGAACCAGUCAGCAGCACCAGGGAAAGAUGAUCCCCGCACCAAAGAUCUCCUGUCCAAGCUCAACAAGAUUACUGACGACCUAGGAGAGACGGAGAAGGAGGUGCUGUCCCAGCUUCACACGCCAAUCAACCGAAAUGCCCCCACUCAGGACAUUGCCAAUCGUCUUAAGGACCAGCAGAGUAUAGAUAACCGCUUGCAGAAGAUUGGUGCAGAGAAGGAUUCCGUAAAGAAAGAGUGUGAUCUGCUCCUUCUGAAUAAGCCCACGGGGCCUUCUGCAUCACAGCUUCCCAACAAGCUCAACAAUGUGAUGAAUAAGUACAAACGGGUCAACUCUCUGGCCAACCAAUUCCAGAACAAAUCAAAGUCUCAGUUAGAGCUGGAAAACAGCAUCAAGAAAGCGAAUGAUGCCAUUAAGAGAGUUGAAUCCAAUCUUGCAGAGGAGUCUGCAGUUCCUACGAGUGCAAAUGCCAUGGAGCAGAGGAAGACUGAGCUACAGAGAUUGAGACGAGAGCUAAACAACGAUGAAGAUAAGUUGCAGAAAGUGAACCAGGACCUGAAAAAGGCCGAGGAUAGCUGCAAACCUUUGGAGCUUGACUUCCAGGAAUACUGUCCUGACAUCAAGAAACAACGGACCGAGGUGCAGAAGCUAAACACCCGCUUUCGGAAUGCCAAUGAUCAACUGGACCUGAGAGAGGAAAUGCUUCAGAAUGCUGACAUAGCCCAGCAGCGUUACAAAACAUCCCUGCAGGGACAUAAUACCUGGGUGGACAAUCUUCCUAACAAUGAAGUGCGACAGAAUGCCAGCCUCAAUGAAGUCCAAACCAAGCUCGAAGCUCAGAAGAAACUGGUGAAUGAUAUCAAGAAGAAAGAGAUUGAGAAAGAUGAGAUCGUCCGUCUCUCCCAAGACCUGCAGUCGACACUGAAGAACUACGAGACUAACAAUGACAAGUACCAAUCAUCUCUGGACCCCACAUCUGGCUCAUCCAACGUGAAGAAGCUGAGAACUACGACUCUGCAAGACCACGUUAAAGAGCAGGAGAAGGACAUGGUCAAACACUUUGCUGAAGUCUCAACGUCAAACGAUCAGCUGCUGAACCAGCUGGAGUUUGUGAGAAAUGUUAAGCAAAAGCACCAAGAAAGUCCAAUAGAAGUGGUUAUGCAACAGAAUGUACAAUCAUCGCCUGGACUGUUUGCCAGCAGAGCCAACUACGAGCAACAAAACAACGAUGAAGUAAAGAAGACAAAAUUAAUCGAAGCAACUCUUGAAGAGAAAACUAAAGUGCUGAAACUCCUGAAAACAAGUCGACCUGUGGAUAAAACGGAAGAGAAAGAGGUGAUUGAAUAUUACAGAGACCCCAAGGCAGAGGCCAACCUUUCCAACUUACGCAAUGAGAUCCAUCAAGUGAGGAAACAAAGCCAGGAAACUCAGAGUAAUGUAAAUGCCACCAAGCAGAAAAUAAGUUUGCUGGAAGAUGGUCAGAAGAAUGCCAAAACUGGUCUGCUCACCAAAGAAGUGACACAAAUUGAGAGAAGCCCUGCUUUAGAUGCUGAAGCUGAAAAUCUACGUAGUGAAAUCAGUACUAUGAGAAAGGAAAAGCAAAGAACUGUUAAUGAGUGGGAUCGUCUCACAAGAGAGGUCACCAUUGUUGAGCAGAAACCAUUCAAGAUUAAAGAAAAGGUUGUUGUGGUUGAAAAAGUCAAGAUUGAAAAGGACCCAACUUUGCAGAAUGCUUCCAAAAGUCUAAUGAAUGAGAUUGAUGAUGAGGGUCAGAAAAGGGAAGUGCUGAUUGAAAAGAUACGCAUCAUUCGAAUUCAGAUUGAGUCCCUGAAGAAACAAUCUGGAAAGACUGAUCCUAAGGUCAUGAUUAAGGAAAUCAGGAAGAUAGAAAAUGAUCCUCAACUUGAAAAGGACUUAGUCAGGCUCAGAAGCCUUUGUGAGGAUGAUAACCACAAUAAUAGUUUCCUUGAGAAAGAACUAAGUGAGCUGCAGAGGAAAUACAGAAUUAUUGCUGACCAGAAACAAAAAAUAGAAAUAAAGGAAAUAGUUAAUGAGAAUUUCCGUGUCCUGCCUGAAACUGAACAAGAGAUUACAAAAUUAAAAAAAGAAAUACGAGACACUACAAAGAGACGGGGCGAUAUAGAGAUGGAAAUCACCAUUGCGAAAGGAGACUUGGAAGUCCUGAAAGAUAGGAAACCUCAAAUUCAGUAUAAAGAUAUUACCCAAGAAGUUGUGAAGCUCCGUAAAAGUCCAGAAAUGCUAAAAGAGAUUGAUCAACUCAAGCAUAAGAUCCCUCAAAUGGAAGAUGAGAAUGGUGAUAUGCAGGAGAAGAUUAAGAGGUUGAAAACUGAAAGAGAUGAAUGGCGGAAAGAACGUUCAAAGAUUGAGACCAAAGUGGUGACCAAGGAUAUUGUAAAGUAUGAGGAUGACCCAAUGCUGGAUAAAGAAGUGACACGAAUCCAAGCAAUACUCCGUGAAGAAUCGGAGAAGCGGAGGAAUAUAGAGGCAACAGUCUUUGACCUGCAGAAUAUGUACGCUCUGUUGCAGAGACAGAAGAAUGAAGAGAAAAUUGUUGUUCAGGAAAUGGUUCGUUUAGAAAAAGAUCCAAAACUUGCCAGGGAACAUGAUGGCCUGGGCAACACCUUGGAUGAAGAACGUAAGCAGAGACGCCUUCUGGAGACAGAAGUUCAGCAUCUGAAAGCUCUGGUAGAGGAAAGAGAGAAAGAAUUAAACCUUGAUGAAGAAAAGGCUACUCACCAGGUGGUCAAAAAUGAAAUGCAGAAAAUCAAAUUCACAAUACGUGGGAAAGGAAACAUUGCUCCAUCAAUAGAAGAGACUAUUGUCACUGAAGAAAUCCUCAAGGUGGAAAAAGAUCCAUAUCUGGAUAAAAUAGCUGGAACUCUACAUCAGAAUCUAAAACAAGAAAGAAAUAAAGCCACUAGUUUGGACAAAGAUAUUAAGAAACUUAAACUACAAUUGGAGAUUCUACACAAAGAAAAAUCCCAAGAGAAACUUGUCUGCAAAGAAGUUAUCCGAAUAGAAAAAGAUAAGACCUUGGAGGAGGAUCGCGCACGCACUCGGGACUUAUUCAACAAAGAGAGGAAUUUAAGGAUGGAUAUAGAAGACGAGAUAAGAAGGGUUAAAGACAAGCAUAUGAAUUUCGAAGUUUCGAAGGCAACACAAUCCCAGGAAGAAUCUAAUUUGAGAAAGGCCAGAGAUAAUGCACUCCGUGAGAAGGCAUCGUUGGAGAAUGAUCUGAGGAAGCUGGAGUCUGAAAGCGAGCAAAAGACCUUUGUCCAUAAAGAGGAGUACAAGCGCCUGAGUCAGCAUCAUGUGAAAGCAAAACAAAGGAAGCAGGAGCUGGAUGAUAAACUGUCAUGGAUAGAGAAGGAGAUCAUGAUGGCGAGAGACCAACUCCACGAGAAAGAUUACAAAAUCAGAGAGCUGUCCUCUCAGAUCAACAGGGAAGAAUCUCGUCAGCAUGACGUCCAGAUGAGGGAGACCAACCUGUCCACAAAGAUUUCUAUUGUAGAUCCAAAUACUGGAGACGAUUUGUCACCCUAUGAGGCUUACAAGUUAAAUAUAAUAGAUCGGGAACAAUACAUCAAACUCCAGGAGAUGGAAUGUGACUGGGAGGAGAUUUUCACCCAUGGGAUAUCGGGAGAAAGCUCCGUCCUUCGUGACAAGAAAAGUGGGAAGCAAUAUUCUAUUGAGGCUGCCUUGAAAGAUGGAAGAAUCACAAAGAAUGAGCUGAAGAGUUAUAGGGCAGGAAAUAUCCCAAUAUCUGAGUUUGCACUGCUGGUAGCAGAUGAAAAUAAGCCAACAGAAGUGCAUGUAAGUUCAGUAAGUUCUUUACAAUCAUAUCAAACACCAUCCUAUUCUAGCCCAAGCUAUUCAUCCUACAGAACUCACACUGAACGGGAUCAGCAACCCAUCGCUGGAGUGCAUGAUGAUACCACCAACUCAAAGCUAUCCCUCACAAAUGCUUUGUACAAGAAACUAAUAGAGCCCAUCACUGCUCAAAGGCUAUUAGAAGCACAGGCAGCCACAGGUGGAAUCAUCGAUAUCUCCAACUUGGAAAGGCACUCAGUCCAUAAAGCAAUAGAGAGGCACCUGAUUGACAAAACCCAUGAGCAAAGGCUGGUCAAUGCACAGAAGGCAUUCACUGGGUUAGAAGACCCCGUUACACAUGAACGUCUUUCUGUCGGGGUGGCCCUUCAGAAGGGCUGGCUACCUAUUGAUAGUGGCCGCCAGUAUCUGGAAGCUCAGUAUCUUACUGGUGGCCUGGUAGACCCCAAUCAUUCUGGCCGAGUAUCAAUCACGGAUGCCCUCCAGUCAAAGAUGAUAGAUAACAACACUGCCAGGGGCCUGCGUGAAGAAUCCAACUAUGUAAAGGAUCUUGUUGAUCCCAACACUAAUGAGAGAGUCCAUUACAAAGAACUAAUGAGGCGCUGCAAGAGGGAUGAGUUUUCCGGCCUCCUGUUUCUCCCGGUCAAGUCGGACCCCACUGCAAUUUCCAGCAAUCAGUCGCCAAACCGCUUCACUAACAAAUAUUCUAGCUUGUAUUAAUCACUGCCAACAGAUACCACUGAGUGUUGCUAGUAUUACCUGCAACUGAUUCACCAAACUUCCUCUUAUUAAUGUUUGAAAUUAUAUUACCUAUCUCUUUGUUUUUUUCACCAUGGGUUUAAGGCCAUUCCAUUCAUCUCUUUUUGUACUUGAAGGUUUAUAUAAAGGGAAAUUUUAAUGCUAUCAUUCUCUCUGCAACAUUUCUAUAAUAACUGUGUGGAGAAUUGUAACAUGCAUGAUAUGAAACAUUAGUUUACUCUACGCCUCAAAUAAUUCAUUGCGACAUCAAAUAAUUUCAUUAAUAAACAAGUAUAUGAAUAA